AUGGCAAAAUGCGGAAGGAAUAUUUAUACUGCUAUUUCUACUACUGCUAUUCUAGAAAGUACUGUUCUAAUGCUUAACGGGAAUAAUUUUUCUGAGUGGAAAGAAAAUUUACUUUUCUAUUUGGGGUGCUUAGAACUUGAUUUGGCGCUCUGUGAGGACGAACCACCUGCCCUCACGGAUACUAGUACGCCAUUAGAAGGUACGAAGCAUGAGAGGUGGGAGCGAUCUAAUCGCCUAAGUCUCAUGUUUAUGAAGUCUCACGUAACUAAGGGCAUUAGGGGUUCUAUCCCUGAAUGCAAAAGGGCAACAGAGUUCAUGCGGGCCGUUGAUGAACAAUUUGUAAGUUCCGAUAAGGCAUUGGCAAGCACCCUAAUGAAGAAACUCUCAAGUAAAACCUUUGAUAGAUCCAUAAGUGUGCGAGAGCACAUUAUGGAAAUGAGGGACAUGGCAACUCAACUGAAGUCCCUAGAGGUUGAUAUUUCUGAUUCCUUCUUAGUUCAUUUCAUCUUGAACUCACUCCCGACUGAGUACACUCCUUUCAAGAUAUCCUAUAACACACAUAAGGAUAAAUGGUCAGUGAAUGAACUUCUGACCAUUUGUGUUCAGGAGGAGGAAAGGCUAAAGCAGGAGAAACCACAGAGUGUUCACUUUGUAGCUACUCAUGAUAAGGGAAAGAGUAAAAGAGGCAAAAGUGCCCCGCAUCUCAAGAAAGAUAACAAGCUGUCAAUCAAGAAAAAUGACAAUAAGGAUACUUGUUUCUUCUGCAAGAAAGGGAGGCAUAUGAAGAAGGAUUGCCAAAAGUACAAGAGAUAA
This is a messenger RNA of Alnus glutinosa, 813 nucleotides long. RefSeq lists its product as uncharacterized. The transcript has 2 exons. Bases 1 to 813 code for a protein of 270 amino acids. Lineage: Eukaryota; Viridiplantae; Streptophyta; Magnoliopsida; Fagales; Betulaceae. The record is from RefSeq and is a predicted model, not a curated record.